Messenger RNA from Anopheles cruzii, 1905 nucleotides. Its product is annotated as cytosolic carboxypeptidase 6. The coding region runs from base 1 to 1905 and encodes 634 amino acids. The record is from RefSeq and is a predicted model, not a curated record. Lineage: Eukaryota; Metazoa; Arthropoda; Insecta; Diptera; Culicidae. The transcript has 6 exons. Gene Ontology annotation, biological process: proteolysis. Gene Ontology annotation, molecular function: metallocarboxypeptidase activity; zinc ion binding.
AUGAAUCCCGAUGCUUGUGAUCCGCUGGCCCAUACCAGCAUGUACCAGAGGGCGGAAGAAGAUAGUGACGAUAGUGACGGGGAAGGAGGAUUAGGAAAUGUGAGCCGCGUCAUCGUGAGGCCACCAGGACACAGUGGAAAAGCGAAACGGGGUCAUUUAUGCUUCGAUGCUGCCUUCGAAACCGGGAACCUUGGUCGGGUGGACUUGGUGGGCGAGUUCGAGUACGAUCUGUUCCUGCGGCCGGACACGUGCAAUCCGCGGUACCGAUUUUGGUUCAAUUUUACCGUGGACAACGUGAAGCAGGAUCAGCGCGUUAUUUUCAACAUCGUUAACAUCAACAAAAGCCGCAACCUGUUCAAGGACGGCAUGACCCCUCUGGUGAAAUCCACCAGCCGGCCCAAAUGGCAACGGUUGUUGCGUUGCGAAGUGUUCUACUACAAGUCGCCGGUCCACCAGAACCACUACGUUCUGAGCUUUGCCUUUGGGUUCGAUAAAGAAGACGAAGUCUAUCAGUUUGCCCUUACGUUUCCGUACUCGUACUCUAAGAUGCAGGCUUAUUUGAACGCAUUGGAGCUUAAGUUCCCCGAAUCGUACGAACGGUCAUCGCUGGGAACUAGCAUCCAAAACCGAAAGCUUGAGUUAGUCACAUUCGACGAGGUGAAGAAACCGGAUAAGGUGGACCAAAAAAACGUGAUUCAUAUGGUGGUCAUCCUGGCGCGGCUUCAUCCUGGCGAAUCGCCGGCCUCGUAUGUGGUGCAGGGAUUGAUCGAGUUCCUAGCAGCGGCCAGCCAGCCGAUCGCGAAGGCUCUGCGCGAGCAUGUUGUUUUUAAAAUAGUGCCAAUGCUGAAUCCGGACGGAGUGUUCCUAGGUAACAAUCGGUGCAACGUCGUCGGUCACGAUUUGAACCGAUCGUGGAACAAACUGUCCCAGUACACGCACCCAACACUUGUCGCUGUGAUGAAAAUGCUCAAGGAGUACGAUAAUUCCAGUUGCUACCAAGUCGACUUCGUGAUCGACAUUCACGCCCAUUCGAGCCUCACCGGAACGUUCAUCUACGGCAGCACCUACGAUAACGUGUACCGGUACGAGCGGCAUCUGGUCUUUCCGAAGCUGUUUGCUACAAAGUGUGAAGAUUUCUGCCAGGAGCAUAUGAUGUUCAACGCGGACGAUCGGAAGUCUGGCACAGCGCGGAGAAAUUUUGUCGAAGUUCUCAGCGACAACGUAAACACGUACACGCUGGAGGUGUCCAUGUGCGGCUAUUAUCUAAACGGGACCAACAUUGUCACCCAGUAUACCGAGGAUGGCUACAUGCGUAUAGGCAGAAAUCUUGCCCGGACGUUCCUGGAAUAUUACCGCUUUACGAACAUUCUGCCAAUACCGGCGGUUGAUGACCUGCGGCCGAGAAAGGGUCGCCCCCGGACACACCGUCCCCGACCUCGCUCGAAAACGCGAAGCGAAAUUCGAGCCCGGCCCAAAACAACCCGCGCCUAUGCUCCGAUCAGUUACACUGAUCUGUCGAUCUGUUACGACAGUGCCACGUCGGAUGAGGGAUCGCCGGUACGAUACAUGUACCAUGGGCACGGGGCGUACGGUGGGUUGCGGAUGCGUCCCCACGUCCAUCAGGACCAAUUUUCGCUCUCCAACAUCCAGGCGGCACGGUUUAGUAAUCUUGACUUUACCAGCGACUAUCGGCUAAAGGUGCCGAAGAUGAAGGCAGCGCAGACGGAACAAAAGAUGCCCCCGAUCGAAAUGCUGACCAUACCGCCGAAGCCCCAUCUCACGAUUAUCGACUUCAAUCAGCUGACACGGGGUGGCCUAGAAGAGGCCACUGCGGGGCGUACGAUUGAACGGGAGAAGGAAAAAAUCCGCCGCCAUACACUAAAGUCAUCCUCUCGGAAGGCGUAA